AAUAAACAACACGUACACCGCAUAGGGAAAUUGCCUGCAUCAUCAUCGAUCAAAGAUCUUCAUGGAUGUGAUCCAGGACUGCUCCCCAUCAUGUUGAAGUUCAUCCUGAUCAUCUCCAAGCAGGGCCAGACUCGCCUGGCCCAGUAUUACGAUGAGAGGAGAGAGCCAGUGGAAAGGUCAUCGCUGGAGGCUGAUCUGAUCAGAAAGGUUCUCCUUAGAGGAACCAAAGGGUGCUCCUUUGUGGAUUAUCAAGACUUCAAAGUUGUGUACCGGCGAUACUUGUCUCUUUAUUUCCUCAUCGGAAUUGACAAAGAAGAGAAUGAAGUGGCAAUAUUGGAGUUUAUCCACCUAAUUGUGGAAACAUUGGACAAGUACUUCCCGAAAGUGACCGACUUGGAUAUCAUGUUCAAUCUGGACAAGGUGUACAUGAUCCUGGAUGAGAUGGUCAUGAACGGCUGCAUUGUGGAGACUAGCAAGGCCAAAAUCCUGGAGCCAGUCCGGCUGAUAGAACAGCAUCGAUGAAGCAAGCUAGCCACGCCAUCAAGUGUGUGAUACACAUGGACAUCAGUACUUGUUCCGUAGUUGUGGGGACAUGCACUCGUCUGUGCGAGGUAUUUGUGGCAACUGAAAACGCUGUGGGGACAGCAGAAAGUCCCCAUAACUCGGUCCUAAUUUGCCUAACAAUAAAAACGUCCCGAUAACGCGGUGUAGGCCUGCACACUGAGUCCUGCUGAUUGUGUGCGGCUCUCAGCACACCUUUGCCCGCUAAGUGCUGAAAGUACACAAGUUUCUUGUGAGGGAGGGCGAUUCAGUACCAUUUAAAGUUGUGCACUCGUGCUCCUCGGAAAAGUUUGAUUUUGAACUUUUACGGCUAACCAUAGUUUCAAUGGCCUUCAUCAAACAAAUGCUCGUCAACAUUAACAACAGCAAGUCGUAAAAAUAUUCAUUAUAGGCCUGCUGAGGUUGCGAUUGGUCAUACCAAAGAUAGUAUUUACCAGCGUACUGCCAAGAGCCAAGCAUUUGGAAAUGUACAUGUGUAUGUAUAACACAGAGCAUGGACUGUUUUGUGAUGACAUUUUACUGUGGUACAACUGGAAAUGUAUUGCACUUCCCUAUGUGACCUGUCAUCACAAAAUGAGCUGAAUUUUUUUUUUUCUUCAGAAUUUGAUAUUUAUAUAUAUGUAUAAAUACAUACUCAGGAUUCUGCCAAACAAGAGCUUUCCAAUGGUCUACAACAUUAAAGAGGUAUUGAGUUCAGUAACGGAAAUGUAGACCACCAACUUACUUGAAGUUGUAAAACUGAUUCUUGAGAAAAUGGCAUUUAAAACUCCCACAGUUGCAUUACAGUGAAUAUAAUGAACAGUCAACCAAUACAUGAAAGAUGUUUGACAGAACAAACAAAAAUUGGAGAAAGGUAAACAGCACUUAGAGAUUAAGAUUUACCUCAAAACAAAAAAUUGGACAACCCUUCAAACUUUGCCCCACUCUAAUACAAACAUUUUAUGGCAAUUCCCAACUUUAAAGGGACACUGCAUCCUGGAAUAACUCAAUUUGGGCUACAAAACGCACUUUGAACGAAAUGCUGUUAAUCGAAAAGAACAUUUAAAAGUAGGAUAUAAACAUCCACACAACUAUCCUUUAAAAACUGGGUGUUUUUGUUUUAUUCUUGUGUUAUGUUAAGAAAUGUACUCUCUCUGUAAAACAUGAUCAUCUUUCUCAAACAAUUGUUUUGAAAUUGAGCACAUGAUCUACGAUUGUGAGUUUAAUAAGAUAAACUUGAAA
Messenger RNA from Patiria miniata (bat star), 1782 nucleotides. RefSeq names its product AP-4 complex subunit sigma-like. Gene Ontology annotation, biological process: vesicle-mediated transport; intracellular protein transport. Lineage: Eukaryota; Metazoa; Echinodermata; Asteroidea; Valvatida; Asterinidae. The record is from RefSeq and is a predicted model, not a curated record. The transcript is spliced from 6 exons. Gene Ontology annotation, cellular component: membrane coat; intracellular membrane-bounded organelle. Bases 91 to 522 code for a protein of 143 amino acids.